AUGUCGUCCGUGAAGGUGGCGGUCCGUGUGCGACCCUUCAACUCCCGGGAAAUCGCCCGGGAGUCAAAAUGUAUCAUCGAAAUGGCCGGCAACACGACUUGCAUCACAAACCCGAAAGUUCCGCCCGGUUCGAGCGAAUCGGUCAAACGUUUCAACUAUGAUUACUCCUACUGGUCACACGAUCCUCGCGAUCUGGAAUUCUCCACUCAAGCCAUGGUGUACUCCGACAUAGGAGAGGAAAUGUUGCAACACUCGUUCGACGGUUACAACGUUUGCAUCUUCGCAUACGGACAAACGGGUGCCGGCAAAUCGUAUACCAUGAUGGGCAAGCAGGAGGAAAGCCAGGAGGGCGUGAUACCGAUGAUCUGUAAGGAUCUGUUCCGUCGAAUACAGGAGACCGAAAGUGACGAUCUGAAGUACUCGGUGGAGGUGUCGUACAUGGAGAUUUACUGUGAACGCGUCCGUGAUUUGCUGAACCCAAAGAAUAAAGGAAAUCUGAAGGUGCGUGAGCAUCCGCUGCUUGGUCCGUACGUGGAAGAUCUGUCCAAACUGGCUGUCACAUCGUACCAGGACAUUCACGACCUGAUCGACGAGGGCAACAAAGCACGUACUGUGGCCGCCACCAACAUGAACGAAACGAGCUCAAGAUCACACGCUGUGUUUACGAUUUUCUUCACCCAGAAACGUCAGGAUCGCAUGACCAGUCUCGAAACAGAGAAGGUUUCGAAAAUUAGUCUGGUCGAUUUGGCUGGAUCUGAGCGGGCCGAUUCGACGGGCGCUAAGGGCACCCGACUGAAGGAGGGCGCCAACAUUAACAAGAGUCUCACCACUCUGGGCAAGGUCAUAUCGGCGCUGGCUGAAAUUGCAUCAAAGAAUAAAAAAUCAAAGAAAGCAGAUUUCAUUCCCUAUCGUGAUUCGGUUUUGACAUGGUUGCUCAGAGAAAACCUUGGCGGAAACUCAAAAACGGCCAUGAUAGCUGCGAUAUCGCCGGCCGAUAUCAAUUACGAUGAAACACUGAGCACAUUAAGAUAUGCCGAUCGGGCUAAACAGAUCGUCUGCAAAGCGGUCGUCAACGAGGACGCUAAUGCGAAACUUAUUCGCGAACUCAAGGAAGAAAUACAAAAGCUGCGCGAGCUACUCAAAGCCGAAGGCAUCGAGGUGCAGGAAGGACCGGACGGUAAAGUGGUUUGUGAAAAGCGAGAUGCUAAUAAGGACGAAUGCCUCAUCAAAUCGGACAAAAUCGAAUCAGUUGGUGGUGUGGUUAUUACGGAAGAAGGCGAAGAUGGCGAGAAGAAGAUUCAUUCGCCGAACCGCAAUCGCAAGCGUACCGGUUCCAGUACGGAAAUGGCAGUCGAUCAGCUGCAAGCAAGCGAAAAGCUGAUUGCCGAACUGAACGAAACCUGGGAAGAAAAGCUGAAGCGAACCGAACAGAUUCGUGUGCAGCGGGAAGCCGUCUUUGCCGAAAUGGGUGUGGCAGUGAAAGAGGAUGGCAUUACCGUUGGUGUUUUCUCGCCAAAGAAAUCGCCCCAUCUGGUGAAUCUCAACGAGGAUCCCACACUGUCCGAAUGUUUGUUGUAUUACAUUAAGGACGGACUCACUCGUCUCGGUACAUCGGAAGCGAACGUACCGCAGGAUAUUCAACUGUCUGGCUCGCACAUCUUAAAGGAGCACUGCGUGUUUGAAAACAAGGAUGGAGUAGUUACGCUGGUACCACAUAAGGAUGCGUUGGUGUAUGUGAACGGUCGGAAAGUAAUCGAACCGGAGGUUCUACAAACUGGUUCGCGUGUCAUCUUGGGACGCAAUCAUGUGUUUCGGUUCACGCACCCGGAACAGGCACGAGAGAAGCGAGAGAAAAAUAAGGAGGUCGAUGUGUGCGAAACGCCGGGCAAUAGUGGCGAGAUUGCCGAUUGGAACUUUGCCCAGUGCGAACUGCUGGAGAAGCAAGGUAUUGAUUUGAAGGCAGAAAUGGAGAAACGUUUACUGGCGCUAGAGGAACAAUACAAGCGCGAAAAGCGGGCUGCCGACCAAGAGUUUGAAGAGCAACGCAAAACCUACGAGGCAAGAAUCGAUGCACUUCAGAAACAAGUCGAGGAACAGUCAAUGACAAUGUCGAUGUAUAGCAGCUACAGUCCUGAAGAUUUUCAUCAAGAAGAGGACAUAUUUGUUAAUCCACUUUUUGAGUCCUGUUGGACAGCACGCGAAGCAGGUUUGGCCGCAUGGGCCUUCCGCAAAUGGCGUUACCAUCAAUUCACAUCACUGCGAGACGAUCUCUGGGGCAAUGCUAUUUUCCUAAAGGAAGCCAACGCAAUUUCGGUUGAAUUGAAGAAAAAGGUGCAAUUCCAGUUCACGCUACUGACGGACACUCUAUACUCUCCGCUGCCACCGGAAUUGACAGCCGCGCCGACUGUAGGUGCUCUGACAAAUGGUGGUCAGGAAGAUGAAUUUGGUCAGACACCCAUACCAAGAACGACUGUGGCAGUUGAAGUGACCGAUACAAAGAAUGGAGCCACACAUUACUGGAGUUUGGAAAAGUUGCGGUAUCGGCUGGAACUGAUGCGCCAAAUCUAUAACACAUCCGACACAUCUCCGGAGCUGAUGAGCUUUGUGCUCGAGCUGUCCAGUGGUGAGCACACACCGGAACAUUUCGGCACACAGUAUCCAGCGUUCGCACAACCGCCAUUGUCGGUUUUGAAACAACAGCAGGAGCAUCUGGUAGCAGAACAACCUGCAGCAGCUGCACGGUUAUUGGGAGGGUUAGCGCCUAACUGUGAUGGCAGCAAGUGUUUGACUUCACCAACAAAUUCGGUUUCAUCAUCAUCCUCAUCAUCCUGUGGUACGGCAUCACCACCAUCCGUCAUCUUCGACGGUGGUGUCGUUGUAUCCAACAGUAGCAGCAGUUUCGGAAGAGCCGGCACGAGACUUACUCUGGCCAACUUGAUGCCUUCUAGGCAACGUCUCGAACUGAUGCGUGAGAUGUAUCACAACGAAGCAGAGCUGAGUCCAACAUCACCGGAUUAUAAUGUUGAAAGUUUGACAGGCGGUGAUCCAUUCUAUGAUCGAUUCCCUUGGUUCCGGAUGGUCGGAAGAUCAUUCGUGUAUUUGAGCAACUUACUGUACCCGGUUCCACUGGUUCACAAGGUAGCAAUUGUGAAUGAGCGUGGAGAUGUACGUGGCUAUUUGCGCGUUGCCGUACAGCCCGUGAUGGAUGAAGAAAAUGCAGACUUUAGCAAUGGUGUUAAGCAAUCUGCACGCAUCUUGUUCGAUGAGGAGCAAAACGGACAGCAUAAGGUGCCGAAGAUUCGAACCAUUCCGGAUAAGGACGAAAAAUACAUCGAGGGAGGCAAUGAAAUGGGCACUAAGCUGGAGGAAUUGGAGCAGGAAGAUGCGGAUUCCGGACGCGGCGAUUCGAGCGUUGCCUCGGAGCUGCACGAAUCGAACGAUCAGGAACCCGGUGAACAUUUGCAACCCGGUAAAGAGUUCACCUUCCGUGUUACCGUACUGCAGGCCACGGGAAUUGCGGCCGAGUAUGCUGAUAUAUUCUGUCAGUUUAACUUUUUGCAUCGACAUGAGGAAGCGUUCUCGACGGAACCGGUAAAGAAUUCUGGAUCGGGAGCACCGCUCGGAUUCUAUCACGUACAAAAUAUUACAGUUCCGGUAACGAAAUCCUUCAUCGAAUAUCUGAAAACGCAACCGAUAGUUUUCAAGGUGUUUGGCCAUUAUCAGCACCACCCGUUGCACAAGGAUGCCAAGCAAGACUGCCAGAUCACUAGGCCACCUCCAAGGCGUAUGUUGCCUCCGAGCAUUCCGAUCAGUCAACCGGUUCGCAGCCCAAAAUUUGGCCCAUUGCCAUGCCCACCGUCGUCGACAGUUUUGGCCAAGCACGAUGUGCUCGUAUGGUUCGAAAUCUGUGAAUUGGCACCGAACGGUGAAUAUGUACCGGCUGUCGUCGACCACAGCGAUGAUCUACCCUGUCGUGGACUGUUCCUGUUGCAUCAGGGCAUCCAGAGGCGCAUUCGUAUCACGAUCGUACAUGAACCGACACCCGAAGUGAAAUGGAAGGACAUUCGUGAACUGGUUGUCGGACGUAUUCGUAACCAACCGGAGCCGGCCGACGAUGAAGACUCUGAUUCGUGCGUCCUGUCGCUUGGAUUGUUCCCGGGCGAGGUGUUGGAGGUGCCCGGGGAUGAUCGGUCGUUCUUCCGCUUCGAAGCUGCCUGGGAUUCGAGUCUGCACAAUUCGGCAUUGCUCAACCGUGUCACACAGACGGGCGAACAGAUUUAUAUUACGCUAAGCGCAUAUCUGGAGCUUGAUAACUGUGCUCGUCCAGCCAUCAUUACGAAGGAUCUCAGCAUGAUUAUCUACGGUCGUGAUGCUCGCACUGGACCUCGCUCGCUUAAGCAUCUGUUUUCGGGCCAAUACCGCAACCCGGAAGCCAACCGGCUGUCGGGCGUUUAUGAGCUGUCACUGAGAAGAGCUUCUGAAGCAGGUAGUCCAGGUGUCCAACGUCGACAGCGCCGUGUUCUGGAUACGAGCUCUACUUACGUGCGGGGUGAAGAAAACCUGCACGGCUGGCGUCCACGUGGAGAUUCUCUCAUCUUCGACCAUCAGUGGGAAUUGGAAAAGCUUACUCGGUUGGAAGAGGUUGGCCGCGUAAGACAUUUGUUGCUGCUGCGUGAACGACUCGGAAUGGACACGACACCGAACCCAACCACCAAAACCGAAAAGGACGUAUGCAAUCUGGCUCAGCGUGCCAGUGCAUCACCGGUACACAUGGUUAUUCCACCGUCGCCACAAACACCGGUGAAAGAUCAACAGACACCUGCUUUGCCAGAGCGUGAUCUUUCAGUCCGCGAAACCGAGCUGGUGUGGAAGUGUGUGAAGCUAAUUCAAGGUCGCAUUGGUUGCAAGGAACUAGGUGCUGAGGGUAACGGUUCCGGUACGCAAGCGUCUGACGCAUCGCCGGGUGACGAGGGAUGUGCGGAUAUGAAUGCAAGCUACAUUUCGAGCAACUCCAUUGAACUGUGCUCGCCGGAACGGGUAGAUGUACCGAAUGGUUGGGAAGCACCGGCACCGGCGCCUCAAACGCAGGAACUUUCGCUGAGAUUGUAUGUUCCGGAGCUGGAGGAAAUUCGGGUCAGCCCGGUGGUAGCUCGCAAAGGAUACCUUAACGUGCUCGAACAUGGUGGCUCUGGUUGGAAGAAACGAUGGGUCACCGUACGGCGACCAUACGUUUUCAUCUUCCGUUCCGAUAAAGAUCCGGUGGAACGAGCUGUCUUAAACCUGGCCACAGCGCAGGUGGAAUGCAGCGAAGAUCAAGCGGCAAUGGUGAAGGUACCAAACACAUUUAGCGUUGUCACCAAACAUCGAGGAUACUUGCUGCAGACACUCGGUGACAAGGAAGUUCAUGAUUGGUUGUAUGCGAUCAAUCCACUGUUGGCUGGACAAAUUAGGUCCCGACUAGCCAGGAAAAACAUUUCCAGCGUAAACAGCACCAGUAGUGGCGCUGGUGAUCAGCAACAGGGGACGACGGGAGCGUCCGCGCUGGCUGUGGCAGCAGCCCAGGGCAACGGGGGUAGCAGUAGUUCUGGAGGCAAAUGAGAUACAAUAACGAUGGAGUCCGUGCUGGUAUAUUAAACAUCAAGCUACGGUGACUCCUAUCGUCGCAAAAUAUGCGCGAAGAACCAUAACCACCAUUAUUCUGAGGGAUAAUAAUGCUAGUUUGACGUGCUGCAAUCGUCACCACCAAGAAAACCAAAAUCAAACCAAAAUAAUUAGUAGUACUCGUCGUUAAUCUCCGCAUCUACUUAGUUAUGUCGUUAGAUUUCGGUUUCGAGUUCAGAAAAUCAAACCACAAUAAGUAGAAGACAACAUACAGUCUGGCAAAUGAUGGCAAAUGUCACCGACUCCGUACGAAUGAUUUGACAAGCGAGAACGAAAUGAUUGCAUUGCGUGGGUAAUGAUUGAGAGGCAAUUUAGUUUUCUUAAUGUUGCUGUAGCUUUUCUGUUAUGUACUGUUUAGUUACUAGCUUUACUUCUCAACGGUUCUCCUAAGAGGCUGAAUAAGUUUUAAUUUAUCGAAAACGAUACUGCUUUACGCUACGUGUAAGAUAGCAUGUUUUGUACAUAAGAACAAACUAUUUUUAUCCGCUUUAAAAAUAGCAAACGUACGUUUUAUCAUCGUACCCAGUUACGAUUUUUUGCCGCUGAGUUAAGUUAUAGUUCUCAUGUGAUCGAUUUGCGAUUCGUGAACGAUACGCCGUACGGUUAGAUCGCAUUCAGGCAGGAUCUGAUGCUGUUGCCGAUCCAUUUUUUUUAUCCUUCAUUAUUCACAAUUUUUCCUUAGAGAGACUGCAAUAAGGCUUACAAACUAGAACGAUAGACUGGGCAAAAUGAGCAGCUAAGCUGUCACACUAAGCAUGCCCUAAGCAAAUGUGCAUAAAGAGACCACUAAGCUAAGCAGACGCAAACUGGCGGUGGGUCAUUGUUGCUACGUUAAGAACUUUGAUUUACUGUGCUUUUUGUGACACUUUUGUGGCAUUGUUACUGGUGCUUUUUUUCUUUGCCAGAUCGCUUGUGAUGAUUGGCGACCAGGAAAUGUGAUUUGCGGGCCAAGAUCAAUUGGACAAAUGCAUGACGACGCAUUAUGCGAAAGAGGAUUCAUGUGGAUUAGUGUGUACCAAUCUGUUGGCUAAAUCCAUUAAACAAUGAACAUGAUAUUAAUCAAUAGAGUAAUUAAUGUUUAAAGCAAAAUGAAGCACAGAAAAAGAAAAUAUGUUAGAUUACAUCAAUGUGGAAAUGAUGCCGCUAUAUAUAAUGGUUGUUGAGGAUAAUAACAGCAUCACAUCAAGUAUAAACUGAAAGUGCAAGAAUAUUGAAAUUUCUCCCAACAUUGAGUACAGCAAAAAAGAAACAAGCUGAUCAGGUAUCUAUUAUUUGUGUGACAAGAGAAUCUCUAAAACAAUGAAAAUGUUUAAAUCUCUGUAACAGAUCAUUGUGUCGUGUACAUCUCUCUUCGCGUAAACAAACUGUUCACCGGAAAGAAGGAAUUACUUUGGCGUACGAACAACUAUUUACUAGGCAAACCGGGCAGAAACAAAAAAAAACACGGGAGAACGGUGGUGGAAGAUGAAAACCCAACAAAAUAUAUUCCAUAAACUAAUCGGAACUAACAGUAGUAAAAUACCAAAACACAGCAAAAAAAAAAAACAGUCAGCUCAAAUAUGUUUGCAAGUUGAAUCGAAAACACACUCACUAACAUAGAAUCGAAAGUGGAACGUAAAGUAUUAGUACAUUGACAAGUGAUGAAUUGUUACGAUCGGAUUAUUGAAAUAUAUGCAACAUUUUAUUUUGCUUUCAAGAACCGUUAGCCUUGCUUAGGAAAGAUGCUGAAGAACAUAGCAGGAAAACUGAAACAAAUUAAGGUAUCGAAUAGGCGAUAAUUAAAACGAUUUGCAAAGUGUACUCCUUCUCCAAAAGGUAUGCAAACCGGGAUGGCUACAGAAGACUGUUUUGGCUUGAAGCUAUAAAAAAUGAAUGUUUUAGAAUCAUGCUUUAACCUCUGUGCGUUGACAUGGGCUGGCAAUGUCUUACAGGCAGGGUUGGUCAUACGAAUAAAAUGCGAAAAGCUAAAUCCUGUAUCGAUGCUUUCGAGGGAAAGCAACGAAAGUACAGCUGAACGGGAACGUUGUAUAGAAUUAUGUAAAUAGGCAGCACAUUACUAUGAAGGUAAAGUAAUACUGGAACAUGUUAAGUUGUUCGCUUGAAUGGCCUUAGCUUUACUUUUUGUCUUCAUUUCACUGGACGACACUUUGAAGUUGUUCGAACACAACCGUUUGCUAGUUUGGCUUAUAGGUUUCGGCAAGAAGCUAUGUACAUAUUUGGUAUCGUUCUACACAAUGUGCUGUCGGUUUAACCGAUGCGCUUUCCGAUACAUAUACCGCAAGAGUGCUAAGGCUAUGCUGGAUGGUUCAUCAAUUUCAUCCCAGACAAACAGAAUUGCAAGGGAUAUAAGUUGGUUCGGAGCACUCAAGUCCUUCAACGGAUACCAAAGAUAAGAAGUGUAAGCUAUGAAGUGGGAAGGAAAUUGUUCAUACGGUUCAGGAUGCUUGAUAACAGCAAGAUGUGCAAUUGUAAGGCAGAGAAAAGAGCAUUAGAUGACUCGGUUUAUACAUUAGUUGCAGAGCAUUUUUGUCACUGUGUUACUGUAUCAAUCACAUUAUUCGUGUUUAGUUCCCAUACGGUUGAAAAUGCUUGCAUUAAGUGAUGGUCCAAUGUCACUUUUAUUAUGUAAGCAUAAAAUAAUCGUGAUCUUUGUAAAAGUUUUAAUUAGUAAUUGCAACAUUUUUACCUCGUUCCGUUUAUUCCUUCCGUCGAUUCAAUUUUUUUCCGAAUUCCAAAGCAAAACUAGCUUUUUGGGUUUUACUAGUAUUUGUUACGCAAAAAUUUCAAAUAAUGUCAUCGCUGUUAAACAAAACAACCUGGUACCGUGUGCAAACGUAAAAAAACGCAAAAAAAUCAUAAAACAAAAAUAAAUAAAUAAAUAAAUGUAACCGUUUCUGAUCCAUUUCUGCUUACCGCAAAAAAAGAAAAAAAACAACACCGAUACAUAACAAUUAAUUGUAUAGGAUAUAGUUGACAAAUAAAAAUGAUAAUUACUUGACAAAAAUACCAAACCCAUACCAAAUAGAGCGAAUGCAAAAGAAAAGCAACCCAAAGUAACAUAGCGAAAGUUUCUGUCCUUGCCAGCACACAUACACAAACCAUUCUUCUUCCUUCCUGUGUAAUCUCUAUGCGUAUAUAUUUACAUACAAAUAUAUGUAUUUAGCCAAAAUGCCUAGUGAAGAGAAAAUGCUUACGUUUCCUACACGUUUUACGUUCUUAUGGGCCUGGAGAGAGAGAGAGAGAGAAGAGCGAAAAAAAAACAAACUAAUAAAAAUGGAGAGCAAACGCAAAUGGAUUUAUUGUUGUUCCCCCAGCGCGCAUCCGCCAUAUACGA
This is a messenger RNA of Anopheles moucheti, 8995 nucleotides long. It is a transcript of the gene unc-104, whose product is annotated as kinesin-like protein unc-104. Bases 1 to 5598 code for a protein of 1865 amino acids. The transcript is spliced from 20 exons. Lineage: Eukaryota; Metazoa; Arthropoda; Insecta; Diptera; Culicidae. Gene Ontology annotation, molecular function: ATP binding; microtubule binding; microtubule motor activity. Gene Ontology annotation, biological process: microtubule-based movement. The record is from RefSeq and is a predicted model, not a curated record.